CCUUUUUUCUGGAUUUUCAUCAUCAUGGCAUCUAAUGAUCCACCAACUAAAGGUGGAACAAUAGAAUCUCAACCAUCUAUUCACAUUACUGGAGAUUCUUCUUCUAAUCAUCCUCUAGAUCCAAAUCCUUCAACUAUGGAUGAUUCAAAUGAAAAACUUGAAAAUACAACAGCAAAUAAUAAAGAAGAAUCAACAUUAAAUCAAGACAAUAUCAGUCAUCCUCAAUUGGACGUCAAUGGAAAUUUACCUGGAAUGAAAUCAUUGACUGUAGAAGAACUUUAUGAUAAAGAAAAGUUUGAUCUUUCUACUAUGCAACCUGGUGAUGUCUUUACUCUUUUACAAACAACAACAGAUGGUCUUACUUCAGAAGAAGCUGCUUCUCGUAUCGAAAAGUUUGGUUACAAUCGACUUGAACACAAAGAAAUCAAUCCUAUUUUACAAUUCCUUGGUUUCAUGUGGAAUCCAUUAUCUUGGGUUAUGGAAGCUGCUGCCCUUGUUGCUAUUGCGGUUUCUAAUGGUGGUGGUAAACCUCCUGAUUGGGAAGAUUUUAUUGGUAUCGUCCUUUUGCUUUUAGCCAACGCUACUAUUGGUUUUUGGGAAGAACGCAAUGCUGGUAAUGCUGUUAAGGCUCUGAUGGCAUCCUUAGCUCCUGAAUGUAAAGUCAAACGUGAUGGUAAUUGGUGUUCAAUGGAAGCUGCCGAAUUGGUUCCUGGUGAUAUUAUCAGUAUCAAGUUGGGUGAUGUUGUACCUGCUGAUGGUCGUCUUGUUAAUGCUCACGGUGAUGUAUCGAUUGAUCAAGCUGCUCUUACUGGUGAAUCCUUACCGGUUGGAAAAGAGGCAGGUGAUGAAGUAUUUUCUGGUUCCACUGUCAAACAAGGUGAAGCUGAAGCAGUGAUCAUUGGUACUGGUCUCAAUACUUUCUUUGGUCGUGCUGCAAAAUUGGUGGGCGAAUCUGGGGACGAUAUUGGUCAUUUGCAACAAAUAUUAGCCAAGAUUGGGAAUUUCUGUCUUUGUACUAUUGGUAUUUUCUUGGUGGUUGAAAUUCUAGUCAUGUAUGCUGCUUUCCGUUACGACUAUCGACGUGGUAUCGAUAAUCUAUUAGUCUUGCUCAUUGGUGGUAUUCCUAUUGCUAUGCCGACUGUACUAUCUGUGACUCUUGCUAUUGGUGCCAAACAACUUGCUGAACAUAAAGCUAUCGUUACUCGUAUCACUGCUAUCGAAGAAAUGGCUGCUGUCACUAUUCUUUGUUCUGACAAGACUGGUACCCUUACUUUGAACAAACUGAUUGUGGACAAACCUACUAUCAAAUGUUAUGCUGAAUUUGAUAGUGAUGGUAUCAUUCUUCUCUCUGCUUAUGCUUCACGUAUGGAAAAUCAAGAUGCCAUCGAUUUUUGUAUCACCAAUUCAUUACCUGAUCCCGCUAUGGCAAGAGAAGGAAUCGAAGAAUUGGAAUUCAAACCAUUCAAUCCGGUUAUCAAGCGAACAGAAAUUACUUACAAGGAUAAAGAUGGUGUUCUUAAACGUGCUACAAAAGGAAUGUCUCAUUUUAUCUUGGAUCUAUGUACUCGUGACAAGGAUGAAGCUCAAAUCAAGGCUCUAAAUGAUGAUGUGGAUGAAUUUGCUCGACGUGGAUUACGAUCUCUUGCUGUGGCUAUAAAUGAAAUUCCCUCUGGAAAUCCUGAAGAUGAAGGAAAAGGUUAUCGUUUGGUUGGACUUUUACCUAUCUAUGAUCCACCUCGAUCUGAUACAAAGGAAACCAUUGAUCGUGCUAUUGCUUUGGGUGUACAAGUCAAGAUGAUUACUGGUGAUCAACUCGCUAUUGCAAAAGAAACUGGUCGACGUCUUGGUAUGGGUGAUAAUAUGUUCUUAUCGUCUACUCUCAAGGAAGGUCCUCCUGCUGGUUCUGGUUAUGAUGAUGUGGAUGAUAUGGUAUUAGGUGCUGAUGGUUUUGCUGGUGUAUAUCCUGAACACAAACAUGAAAUUGUUGAACGUUUACAAGCUCUAGGCCAUAUGUGUGCAAUGACUGGUGAUGGUGUGAAUGAUGCUCCUGCUCUCUCCAAAGCCAACGUGGGUGUUGCUGUAGCUGAUGCUUCUGAUGCUGCUCGUGCUGCUGCCGAUAUUGUAUUGACUGAACCUGGUUUAUCUGUGAUUAUUGAAGCUUUUAUUCAUUCUCGUCAAAUUUUCCAACGUAUGCGAAACUAUUCUAUUUAUACCUGCUCGGUCACCAUUCGUGUUGUUAUUGGUUUUGCUAUCUUAGUGUUUGCCUUUCAAUCGGAUUUCCCUCCUUUUAUGGUACUGAUUUUGGCUAUUCUCAACGAUGGUACUAUUAUGACUAUUUCGACGGAUCGUGUUAAACCUUCACCUCAUCCUGAUCGAUGGAAUCUAUUUGAAAUCUUCUCAAGUGCUAUUGUUUAUGGACUAUAUCUUGCUGCGUCAACCAUCGCCUUUGUCUCUACUAUUCUGAAAACAAAUUUCUUUCAACGCAAGUUUGGUGUUCAUCCAAUCACGUAUCCCAACGAUUUUGUUCUCCAUUCAGUAGUGUAUCUUCAAGUAUCCACCAUCUCGCAAGGAUUGAUCUUUGUUACACGAUCUCAAAGUUUCUUCUUUUUGGAACGUCCUUCCGUACUCUUGAUGUGUGCAUUUAUUGUUGCUCAAUUGGUUGCUACCUUUAUUUCCGUUUAUGCCAACUGGGGAUUUACUCGUAUUGAAGGCUGUGGAUGGGGUUGGGCAGGUAUUGCAUGGAUAUGGAAUUUUGUAUGGUUUAUGCCUUUGGAUUGGAUCAAAUUUGGUUUACAACGUCUUUUCAGAGAACAACAUCCAGCUAUUGUUGAUGAAACUGGAUCCCUUAGACGACGACGAUCUUCAGCUACAUCCGCCAUUUCAGGUACCAGCAAUUCUGCCAGAUAUUAUCGAAACCGUACUAGAUCUCUUCGUGCACUUGAAACUCCCAAUAGUUUUAGACGACGUUUGUUUGGUAAUGGUCGAUCUGUUUCCAUGAAUCCCAAGGAACUUCGCCGAUUAUCAUCCGUUCAGGCAAACAAUGCUUCAAGAAUCUUAUCUGGUGGAGAACCAAGUGUCUCAAGGGUUUGAAUUUCCUUUUUGUUAUUAUUUAUUUAGUUUUUAGUUUAUAUAUUAUCAUUCUUGUUAUGAAAUUAUCUAUUAUGAAAAGAUGUAGUUAGUCUCUUUGUUAUUAUUAUAAUUAUUAUAUGUCAUAUCCACUAAUAAACAGAAAAAAAAAGUCAACAAUGUAC
This is a messenger RNA of Halteromyces radiatus, 3251 nucleotides long. RefSeq lists its product as uncharacterized. Gene Ontology annotation, molecular function: ATP binding; ATP hydrolysis activity; P-type proton-exporting transporter activity. Lineage: Eukaryota; Fungi; Mucoromycota; Mucoromycetes; Mucorales; Cunninghamellaceae. Gene Ontology annotation, biological process: proton export across plasma membrane; regulation of intracellular pH. Bases 25 to 3090 code for a protein of 1021 amino acids. Gene Ontology annotation, cellular component: plasma membrane. The record is from RefSeq and is a predicted model, not a curated record. The transcript has 4 exons.